AUGAUGCUGUUGCCUUGGGUACCACCCUUCCUGUCGCCAUGACGAUGCCACUGAGCCCCCUCUCCAGUGACGAGGAGCAGCAGAAGAUGCUGGGGAACAGUCAGCACCUGUAUCCAGGGGCGGAGGAGGAAGAGGAGGAGGAGGAAGGGGAGGAAGAGGAGGAGCUGGAGGACGAGUAUCAAGACGAGGAGGGAGAGGAGGAGAACGGAGAGUUGAACGGAGAGGAAGAAGAGGAGGAUGAUGAAGAGGAGGUCAGGAGAGCAGGAGGAGGAGGGGGAGGGAGGGCGGAAGGACAUAGGCAAAAAGCGGCCGGGCGUUCGGUGAGAGUUACCAUGCCGGGACACACGACCAAUCCUUAUUCCUCAAAUCCUGGCCCCGCCCACCAACCGGCAGCCAAUCAUCAUCAGCAGCAGCAGCAACAGAAGAGGCUGAGGAGAGGUUCAAGCUCCGCCCUCGAUGAUGCACACAUCGCCCUGAUGGUGUUCCGUAUCGGCAUUCCUGAUAUCAAACAGACGAAGUGUUUGCGCUUUAACCCUGAGGCAACGGUGUGGAAGGCGAAGCAGCAGGUGUUGUGUAGUCUCACUGAAUCUCUGAAAGACGUCCUGAAUUAUGGCCUUUUCCAGCCAGCUACUGACGGACAUGAUGCCAAAUUCCUGGAGGAGGAGAGGCCACUCCGAGAUUACCCACAAUCCUUUGAGAAAGGAGUGCCUUAUCUGGAGUUUCGCUACAAAACCCGAGUGUAUAAGCAGACCAACCUCGAUGAGAAGCAACUCGCCAAGCUGCACACGAAGGCCAGUCUCAAGAAGUUCAUGGAGUACGUCCAGUCCGGCAGCGUGGAGAAAGUGGCUAAGCUCCUGGACAAGGGGGUCGACCCCAACUAUCAUGACACCGAUACAGGAGAGACGCCCCUGACGCUGGCUGUACAGUGUGAGCCUGGAGCCGGUGAGGUCAUCAGGGUUCUGGUGAUGGGCGGAGCUCACAUCGACUUCAGGGCCAAAGAUGGACUCACGCCUCUGCACAAAGCCGUCCGAGCUCAUGCACACACCGCCCUGCUGACUCUGCUGUCUCUGGGAUCGUCUCUGGACUAUAAAGACCGUCGAGGCCUGACGCCACUGUACCACACCACGCUGACAGGGGGCGACACGUCCUGCUGCGAGACGCUGCUUUAUCACAGAGCCAAGAUCGGAGUGAGGGAUGAGAACGGCUGGGACGAGACACACCAGGCUUGUCAGAACGGAAACUCGCAACAUCUGGAGCAUCUGCUGUUCUACGGCGCUGACUCUUCGUCCCAGAACGCCUCAGGAAACACCGCCUUACACAUCUGCGCUCUAUACAACAAGGAGAGCUGCGCACGAAUCCUGCUGUACCGUGGAGCAAACAAGGACAUAAAGAACCACAGCGGACAGACGCCGUUCCAGGUGGCUGUGAUGUCAGGACAUUUUGAGCUUGGAGAGAUCAUUAAAAAUCAUCGGGAUGCAGACGUGGUGCCGUUUUUGGAGUCGCCAAAGUUCGCACCCCAGAGGCGGGAGAGUGGUCGCACGCUGGCUCUGCCGCAUCCACACCCAUUCCUGCGCGCCAACAGUGACAACAGCAUGAACGUUCCUGAGUGGCUGGCCUUCCCCAACGCAGCCAUGACCAACAUAGUCUCCGUGCAGGGUCUGAAACAUGGCGGUACACUGCGCAGCUCCAGCAGUCCCCGGGGAGCCCGAACGCGUUCACCGUCCCGAGGCCGAACAGGAGACAGAGACGACCGCAGCAGACAGAGCCGGAGACAGGGGCCGGGCUCCAUCAGUUCACAGGGUGCAGCUCCGGCUCAGCGAAGGCGUCUGUACAGUGCCGUGCCAGGGCGAGUGUUUGUGGCCACGCGCUCACACACAGCACAGGGCGAGCGCGAGAUCAGCCUCAACAAGGGAGACAAAGUCAAAGUACUGAGUAUUGGAGAGGGUGGAUACUGGGAGGGGACGGUGAGGGGACGGACCGGUUGGUUCCCCUCGGACUGUGUGGAGGAGGUGGCAGCUCGCAGCCUGGAGCACCGCUCAGACAGCCGUAGCGAGAAGACCAAGAGACUUUUCCGUCAUUAUACUGUGGGAUCGUACGACAGCUUCGAUGCACCCAGUGACUACAUAAUCAAGGAGAAAACAGUGCUCCUGCAGAAAAAAGACAGCGAAGGUUUUGGCUUUGUGCUGAGAGGGGCCAAGGCACAGACACCAAUUGAAGAGUUUACGCCCACCCCAGCCUUUCCAGCACUGCAGUACCUUGAGUCUGUCGACGAGGGAGGCGUGGCCUGGAGGGCUGGUCUGCGAAUGGGCGACUUCCUGAUCGAGGUAAAUGGUCAGAAUGUAGUGAAAGUCGGCCACAGGCAGGUGGUCAACAUGAUCAGGCAAGGCGGAAACAGUCUGAUGGUCAAGGUGGUGAUGGUAACCCGCAAUCCUGACAUGGAGGAAGGCUCCCGAAAGAAAAUCCCACAGCAGAGUAAAAGGCUGAGCACUCCGGCCAUCGCACUGCGCUCCAAAUCCAUGACCUCGGAGCUGGAGGAGAUGGCUUCGGCCCCGUGGAAAAAAAAAUCAGAGUUUGAAUCCUCACAAGCUACGGAGAAAAAAAGGACGGUCUAUCAGAUGGCUUUGAACAAGCUGGACGAGAUUCUAGCCGCAGCGCAGCAGACCAUCAGCACCAACGAGACCCCAGUGCCACGAGGUCAAGCAGUGAAGCGCGAGAGAGGCCGGGGCUUUUACAACGAGUCAAAUUUUGACCAAACAGGGAUGGGAAUAACGUCUUCUGGGCCAGGGCACGGCUAUGACCGUGGCCCGUUUGUGUCUGCCCACGCCCCCCAGCACGGUAUGCUGCGACAGAAAUCCAUCGGGGUUCCUGAGGAGGAGAAGCAGUUCCUCCAUCCUCCAGCCAUGAAGUUUGCACGAAGCCUUUCAGUCCCUGGCCCAGAUGACAUUCCCCCUCCACCGACCACAGCACCCCCUGAUCCCCCUUUCUCCUCGGCACCUCCGAUGGGCUGGAGAGGCAAGACAUCCCAGCAGCCUUCAGUAUCGGUGUCACAGUCUACCUCCACCUCCACCCACUAUCAGCUUUAUUCCCAGUCAUCUCACUACACUCAUGGACCAAGGGACAGGUCCCCUGGACCACCCACAAGCUCUGCAGUUUCUGACCAUGCAACUUCUUAUUCUCAUGCCCAGGCGAUCCCCUCUGUCCCCAGCAGGACUGCUUCCAGGAAGGUUGUGGGUUACACCGGUGAUUCCACAGGAGCUGGAGGGGCAGCAGGAGCAAGGUCAGCUGGUUUGAGAAGAGGCUACAGCAAUGCAGUUCCACCCACUAGUGUGGCCACAGUGAUCCCUCAGCAACAACAGACUGCUCAGAGCCAGCAGACAAGAGCGGAGCGCACAACACCAGGGACAGCAGCUGUGGGCGGAGUACAGAAAGCGGGUGUCCGAAGAGGCAAGGGGCCACUGGUAAAGCAGUCAAAGGUAGAAGACCUACGUUCUGGCCAGAGCACACUAGGAAGUAAAGGUUCAUUGGAAAAGAGCUCCAUUCCUAUCCCAACCAUAAUUGUCAAAGCCCCCUCCACCAGCAGCAGUGGACGCAGUAGCCAAGGAAGCAGUGUUGAGGCUGAUGUGCCGCUUCCAGGAGAAAGUGAAAGCUCCACAGGCCCACCCAUUGCACCCCCACCUGCCCCCACCAUGCCCCCACCUGAGCCACCAUCAGUCCCUCCACCUCCACCACCCUCACUGCCACCACUCAGACCUCAGGAGAACCUGGAUUUUACUAGCCAGUUUGGUGCUGCCAUUGUGGGAGCAGCCCGCAGAGAUCGUGAGCGUUUCCAUGAAGCUCGACGGAAGAGUGCCUCCUUUUUUCUCUCUGCGGAGGAGGAGUUGGCAGGGAGUACUGGGGUAGCAGGAAUAGGAAGGAGUCAGGCUUCCCAGCAGCAGCUGCAGCAGCAACUGAGCUCACAGCCUACACCUCGCCUGAGACCCUCCAAAUCUAUUGAUGAGGGCAUGUUCUCAGGUGACACAUUCAUUCAACAUGCUCGCAGCAUGCCGCCUGCCUUUGGUCUUCCUGAGUAUUCCACAUCCGCGCCUCUGGGGGACUAUCAGCCUAAGUCUGUACCUGCUGACUUCUACCUGGGAGCCAGUCGUCAACAGCCGCAACAGCAACAGCCUACCACCACCUUCAUCCACCCACUGACAGGGAAAGUUCUAGACCCAUCCUCUCCACUGGGCUUGGCUCUAGCUGCACGGGAGCGUGCCCUAAAGGAUGAUGGACGGAUGCGCAGAGAAAGGGCUGGUGAACACCACUUCACCCGCCAACUCUCCAGCGUGGGGCCUUUUCCUUCAUCCGCUGCCCCGCCAUCAUCACUGCUCUCUCACUCAUCCACUCCCUCUUCCUCCAUGAUCUCUUCUGCUGCUCAGUCCUCCAACUCUUCCUCAUACCUCGUCACGUCCUCUUCACUAGCUGCCACCACCACCUCCACUCGGCCUCCAUCACCCAGGAUCCUUAGAGGAGCAGGGGGCGGUUGGACAGAGGAGACUGGGGAACGUGCUGAGAGAGAGUCUGCAGGAGCUGCACCAUCCAGGGAAGGGCUGAGGGUCCGGUUCUCUGAGGACAAAACCGUCCACACACACCACUACCAGGCUCAGCACUACCAACCCACACAGAAGGAAAGAGAGAGAGAGCGGCAGAGGGAACGUUCCCGGGAACGAGAGAGGGAGAGAGAGAUAGAAAGAGGUCAGAGCCAGCAGCAACAGCCAUCCUCACAGCCAACCACUCAGCAACCCCGGAGACCAUCCUUCUUGAGGAUGGAGAGUGAGGCAGGAACGUACAUCCUCUCACUCACCCCUCCAUCUCCUCCACCUACUGCCAUGACCACACGCACUUCAGCAGGACCAGGGACUGGGGGAGAGGGAGGCAGCAGCAUGGGACUGAUGGUUCUCCCUCCUCCAGCUCCAUCAGUGGAUGCAGAUGAUGAGUUUGUGUUUGCUGAACCUUUGCCACCUCCACUAGAAUUUGCUAACAGCUUUGAUCGUGCAAGUUAUUCUGCUAUAAUCGCUAACAACCUUGCAACCCGGCAGCAACAACACCAUCCAGCACCUCCGCCUCCGCCCCCACCUCCGCCUCCCCCAAAAGAUGCCUUCAUGACUGGCUUCCCUGCUCACACACCCCUGCCCUCUCCACAGGCUGGUGACUCCACCACCUCCAGUCUCACCUCCUAUGACAGUGAAGUUGCUAAUUUGACCCAGUCUGCCCCCUCUCCCUCUAUUGCUUCUCCCAACCCUCCCCCACCUUCAUCACCUUCCACCUUACAACCUUCUGGACCCCCUCCACCUCCCUCUGUGUCACCACCACCUCCUCCCUCUUCCUACCACAGACCUUUCAGCUUGUCUCAGACCCACCACCACUAUAACAGCACCCCUGCAACCAGACGUGCCACUUCUCCCACACCACCGCUUAUCACAAUCCCAGCUCCCUCUGCCUAUGGAGGACCUCCCGUUGCUUCUUCCACCCCUGCUACAUCCGCUGCUUUGAGGGGGACUUCCAGCCACUCCAUGACCGCAACCUGUGCCACAGCAACCACCACCAUAACUACAACUUCUGUUGCUGCUAGCACUGCGCCUGCUGUCAGCCUGCACACCCAGCGCAUGGCAACUGUUUCCACAGUGGCCACAGGGAGUGGGAGUAGGCGACCCAGUGCUGAGCACCACCCACCACCCAGCUCAGCCAUGGCCAAGAGUGGUGAGUCCCAGGAGACCGUAGUGGACUCUGGUAUUGAGGAGCUGGACAGCCGCAGCAGCAGUGACCACCAUCUGGACAGCAUCCUAGCACUUAGCAGUGGGGGAGUCAGAGAAAGGAUGGAGAGAGCAGCAGAAAGUGACAGGACAAGUGGAGCAGAUUUCUUAGAGUCCUACAUGAGCUACCUGGAUGGACAGACUUUCGAAAUGCACAACACUAAAGCAGCAAGCACUGCUUCCACGUACCCCAAAAUGCAACGGUACAGAGAGGGCAGUCGUGCAUCAGAGCUCAGACGGCAGACCAGCACGGCUCCACCAGCCUACCACAGACGCCGUGGGGAGGAAGAGCCUGAGGAGGAGGAGGAGCCAGAGGAGGGAGAGGAAGAGGAUGUGGGCACUCGGGAUGGUUACAGCAUUAGGGAAGGACCAGGAUUGUCUCGCUCCGCUGUCAUGUACUUUGAUCGGCCCCGAACCCCUGAGAUGAAGUCCCUUUGGGGUGAUGGGUCAACUGGCGCUACGCAGAUAGUGACUGAUAGUGGGGCUCAGUCUGAUGGAACUUACCUGGAAGGGCGUAAACUGCACCCACCCAUGUCCGGCAUGAAAGCAAGCAUCAUCAGUGAACUGAACACCAAAUUGCAACAAAGGAGCAAAGGAAUGGAGAACUGGGGAGCACAGCGAUCACUCAGCAGGCACAGGUUCUCUGAAGAUUCAACAGGUGCACUGAGCCCUCCAUCGGUACGCUCGCCCUCUCCAUCUCCUCUGGCUCAGCCUGCACUAUCUCCGUCUCCUACAGCAUCCCCCCAUCCUCCUCUCUACCCAAACUGGGCUCGAUCAUCUUCCCCGCAGCCCCCCGGUGCCCCUUCUCAACCCCCCUCCACUGCCCCUGGCACCACUGCCCGCUCCCAUUCACCCGUCUCACCUUCAGCCUAUGCACCCUACCCCACCUCCCCUAAGCACCGUCCGGUUUACCGCUCCAAAGCCCUCGAGUUCCAGUUCAUCCCAAGCAGGGAGUCACGUAAGGCGGAGUCUCAGCGCCGACGAGCACCCAGUCCACUCAUCUCACCCUCAGAGCGUCCCAAACUGGGUCCCCCAAGGCCUUCUUCCCUCCCUAUCCUUCCCACUACACCACUUUACAGCAGCUUAUAUGACCUACGCGGUUCCAUCACUCCUCCCUCCCCCGCUAAUCCCCUAGGUGACGCUUACUUUUCUCCAUCCCCUCCUUUGUUUGCUCCUUCUGGAGCACCGCCACCACCUAAUUCAUCCCUGGUGGUCUCUCGCUCCCUUUCACCCACCCACUUCCUUUCUGGUUCAUCCUCCCCACCACUCCACUCUAUAGCUCCACCCACUUGCCUAAGUUACCCUCACUUGCCUCCUCCAUCCCCUUCCAAGCCCUUUGCCUCCAAGCCGCUGCCCUACUGGACCAAGUAUGACGUAGCUGAUUGGCUGGCCUACCUGAACCUGGCUGAGCAUAGGGAGCGCUUCCUGGACAACGAGAUUGAUGGCACACAUCUGCCUUCGCUCACCAAGGAGGACUUCCUGGACCUUGGUGUAACUCGUGUGGGCCAUCGCAUGAAUAUAGAGCGAGCGCUCAGGAGGGUGAUGGACAGGUUGUCCUCUAGCCCCUUCCCCAUUUCUGCCCUCUCCCCACGAGAUGGAAGAGCCAGGGAUGAAGGUGCCCGGAGCUGAGAGGACAGACCAAAAGAUAGAAAGACACUAAGGACAAACAAAGUGACAAAAGUCUGAGCAACUGUGGCUAUCUGCGGCUGACAAACCUCUUUACAGACAGAAGCAACAAGGACAUCACCGUUACCAGGGAAUGUUGAGAGGAAAGAAGAGUAAGAGAUGCGGGGAUGGAAAAUGGGAAUACCAAGCUUAUCCGGCAACAACCCACACAAACACACCUCACAGAUCACUCUCAGAUAAAGGCGCAUUCUCACAUGCUUACUUACUUACUUGCACUGAGCAAUCAGAAACAGGAAGCCCGAAAAAUAUCGACAUAAACACAAUCUGAGCCAAAUACUAUGACAGAAACAAUCAAACGUAUUAUCGCAGUUCUUGGUUUGUUGAUUUAUUUAUAUUUUUAUUUACGACAUAAGAGAGAUACUGAGUCGUCCAUUGAGGUCUUUCUCUGUUUUUGGUCGGUGUCGCACGUGACUCUAAGCCUUACUCUCCCCUGUUCUUGGUUGGGACUCCUUAAUCAAAAAAAACAACACGGUGGUACAGUCAUAGUGUAACUGAGAAAAGAACCUGACUGGUGGAAACCUAGGUGCUCAGAGCAGUGGCCAGUUUACUGCCUAAUACCUAACUCAGAGAGUGUGUGUAGACCCAAGAAUCCCUCUUCUAUACAUGUGUGUGUGUGUGUGUGUGUGUGUGUGUGUGUGUGUGUGUGUGUGUGUGUGUGUGUGUGUGUGUGUGUGUGUGUGUGUGUGUGUGUGUGUGUGUGAAUGAACUAAAUGGUGUUCGAAGGUCGUUUUUACCUUUGGAGGAAUUCGCCGAAGCUUGCUGAUGUUGUAUUUUGCUAGAACCUUCUCAUGGCAUAAAUAUAUAUAUAUAAAUAUAUAUAUAUAUUAUACAUUAACAGACUGGUCACUGUAUUGCAAACCCGUAGCAAAAAACAAAAAAAAACAAAAGAAAAAACAAAAAGACAAGUGCCCAGACCAACAGAAUACAGAUAUACACAUACCCAAUGCAACAUCAGGCUCACCUCCAUAACUAUGAACACACACCAUUUAUUCACAAUACAAAAAUGGGACACCUAAUUAUCUACAUAUGGACCAGAGGUGAAUGACGUCAACAAAAAGAAAACCGUUUUUACGACACUCUCGACAAGUUGAAGUGACUGCUACACCAAUCGACUGAACAGCGAUCCAGAGGUUCACUGUCCAUAAGGGAGGAGAGAGACGCCAAAAUCUCUUUCCUAAUCACAACUCCUUUUACAAUAGCUCUCUUUAUUAGGAGGCAAAGUGGGAUGUGCAUCCAGAUGCCCUGAAUUUGUGGCAUUCGUGCUUAUACCUGUUUUAAUAUGAUGAUUGUUCUUAUAACAAAGACAUUUUUAAACUUUAAAAGGGUCUGGAAUACUAAUGUUGUUAUAUAAAAGAAGAGAGAUUUAUUGUUAUUUAGCGCAGUUCAUUGCUCUCAUGGUCCUUGCUGUUAUCAGCUAAAGCUAUGCCAUUCUGCUCCCCUUUACUUGAUGUGUCCAAAUAAGAGGCGUGUCUGAUUUUGCAAGGGGCGGAGCUUAAGUGAAACUUGAUAACCUAAACAGUGAACUUGGAUCAUGUGGUAUCACCGCUAGUUUUUAUUUAAUUUCAUUUCUAUAUGAUUUCUAUAACUCGGUCUAUUGCUUCGAAAUGGCACGGAUUUAGCUCCUGUUAGCAAGCUGGUAAACUUAACUACAGGUUUAUUUACACAAUAAAUAGUUUACCAAACAUACCUAAAAUUAGUCACACCCUUGGAUUGGCUGAUUGGCUCUCCACACUUCCAUGCUCUGGUUUCCAAUGUGGAAACUUUACAGCUUUUUGUAGCAAGAUAUAAUCAAUCACUGGAUUAAAAAAAAAAAAAGGUUACGGAUCAUUCGAGAGUUUUGUGUAAAGCACUAAGUGCUGAAAUAACCUUGCUUGUUUUUGGACAGUCAAAUCGUCUUUUCUCGUGAAAGUAGGUAGUUCUCGGCCAUGUUUACCGAAGAAACGUACCAGACUUUAGCUAGUUUGCGUUGUAGUCUCAGAAAAUACAACAAACAUGGCCAAAAUGUCCUACUUUGGCAGGAAGAGCAAUUUGACUGACAUGAGAACCUGUCAAUCACAGGCCUUUCCCCACAUCUCAGUGGCAGUGCUCUCACUGCUAAGUGUUUUAAACAAGGAAAAGUUAAUAACGUUCAAAAUCAGGCGAUUACUUGUUACGGAAAGCUCAUUAACUAUGCUUCCAAGUUGCGAAGUUAACUUAUGCAAAAAAAAAAAAAAAAAAAAUUGUACUAUUGUAUAUAAAACAUUUAUAAAUAAAGCACCGUUUCCAUGAACAAAAUCGUCACUUCCCGGAAAACUGGCGCAUCUCGCACGCCGCCAUUUUCACUUUUUUGAGCCAAUUAUCCAAUCACAUGAUUUGUUGAGGCAAAAUCAUGUGACUUUUUGCGAUCGAGAAAUUAAUUCAGUAACGUCACGGGUUUCCAGCUUGGUUUAUGCGCGUGUCUUCAUAUCGAGCAAAAUCUGCCUCGAUUACGCACGCAAGUGUUUCGUGCGUAUUUUGGAGAUUUAAUUCGCAUGUGGUGUUCCCAUCCAGCGUUUUCUUUAUGCGAUAUCCCAAAAUUCGCAUAAAAAUAUGUGGAUGGAAACAUAGCUAUUGUGGCACACAAACGUUCAUUUCUCCCGUUGAAAACCAGGACGAGGCACUUGUGGCCAGUUGAGUCUACAGUAAUAGUCAGUAUGAUAUCACAUGCUCAAGUUUGCUAUUACCUGAUCAAAGUAUACUUAAGCUCCGCCCUUGUCAGGACAUGUCGUUUACCAUGUGAUCGAACCAUAUAUGCAAAUGUUGUGAGUGAAACCACUGUCCCUGACCAUAUUUGUUAAAUGUAAGACAUCUGUGUGCAUGAGGUCUGGGGAAACAGUCAUAUCUGUCACAUAUCAGUGAAAAAAAGGGCUUUCCCAUCCAGACCAUCUCUUUCCAGAGUUACUCACUUUCAUCAAAACUUACUAACACUUUUAUUUUCCCUCAGACAGAAUGAGAGAUACAGAUACAGAGAUAGAGAGAGAUGUUAACGUUAACGUUAAACAGACAGAAAGCUCUGUUCACUUUUUACACGUGUGAUGACAGCAAGGACGAUGAAGCGCACGAUCGUCCUCAGUAUGGUUUAAAGAGUUCUAAAGAAUCUCUGUCUUCCAAAUAACGUAUAAAGACGAAGAGAAAAAAUAAAAAGACGUUUGUUAUUUACGCCCAGUGCUUUCUACACAUCCUGUACGUCAGAAACACGUUUCUGUAUUAAAUACUGUUAUAGCAUCACGCAUUUAGCAUUGCUUAGCAUGACAGAGUGACCGAGUAGAAGGCAAUGUUUUAUCAAUUAACAUCCAGGAGAUGAAGGAGAUCCCAUCCUCAGUUCUUGCUUUGAGAAAAGGUAGAUGGAAAAAGCUGGAUUUCUUCUACGCUUUUUUUUUUUUUGUUUUUUUUUUUUAAAGGAAGCACAGAGGGACAUGCUAGCAUACGAGGAGGAAAUAUUUCAAUAUAUCAAACAAUGAAACAGUGAUUCAAACUUACACACAAUUUGUACUUACAUCAGAUGUGAACGUUGAUCAUGUUAAGUCUUUCAUUCAUGCACUGGAGCAUUUGGUUUAUUUAGCUAACAAGUAACAGAAGCCAGAUUAGCCUCAGGUGAACGAUCACAAAGCUUACAUAUAAACAGAAUCAAAAUGGCUGCCUUCGAGUCGCCUGCUACGUGAUGGUGUACUUUCGGUAAUGUUUGAUAACUUGUCAGCUACAUUAAGCUAGUUAUCCUCCAGCGCAAAACUGAAGAACUGAAAUUUGGAGACCAAGCGCGACUCGUCUACUCGGCUUCGUUUUAGAUAACGGGAAAAUCGAUUUAUCCCCGAACUGUUUAUUUUUAUUUAUUUAUUAAUUUUGCACCAGGGUUAACCCUUAGUCGUUAUUUAUUUCGCAUCCUAGAGGAAUGUGAUUGGGAACAUGUUACAUACACAACGCUAUGCAUUCGCUGUGGCAACUUGAAGCAGCUCCAUACCGAGCCCAUGAUGCAUUGCAAACAUGGCCAAAGAAUGGUCAUGUGACCCAACCGAUGCCAUAGGUGAGCGGGGUGUGCAGAAAGCAUUGUGGUUUGUUUUCUUUUUUGUUUGUUUUUGUUUCCUUUUAAAAAAAAAAAAAAAAGAUAUGGAAGAAUAUUAACUACGAAGAGAUGAAAGAUUAUUUACAGAAUAUAUAAAUAUAUAUGUAUAUGUGAUAUACAUAUACACAUUCAUAUACACAUAUGAAUUACAAAUGUUUUAAGAUAUGAAUAAAAAGUUAUUAGAGUUAUAAUAAAGACGCAGGAAUACCUUUGA
Molecule: messenger RNA, 11767 nt
Organism: Ictalurus punctatus (channel catfish)
Lineage: Eukaryota; Metazoa; Chordata; Actinopteri; Siluriformes; Ictaluridae
Gene: shank1
Product: SH3 and multiple ankyrin repeat domains 1
Exons: 25
Coding region: 39-7418 (2459 amino acids)
Cellular component (GO): postsynaptic density; postsynaptic membrane; dendritic spine
Molecular function (GO): ionotropic glutamate receptor binding; synaptic receptor adaptor activity
Source: RefSeq, a predicted model, not a curated record